UCCGGCGUCAACGCCGACGAAAUUCUUCGGUAGCUGAGGUCUCAAGCAGUCACCACGAAAACCAACAGCAUUUACGGCAACAAAUCUCAAUCAGUUCUUCAUCAAAAUGAACCACGCAAGAGUCUUCAAAAAGACCUCUCCCAACGGCAAGCUCACCGUGUACGUGGAGAAGAGAGAGCUGGCGCAGUCAGAGGGGCAGAUGCAGCCUGUGCAAGGGGUUAUGUUGGUCGACACGAGCUACGCUAAAGACAGGAAAAUCUACGGACAAUUCGUGCUCACUUUCAGAUACGGCAGAGAAGAUGAAGAGGUGAUGGGUCUGCGCUUCUGUAACGAAGCUUGCCUCUGCGCUGAGCAGCUCUGGCCUAAGGAAAGUGCUCCUAAAGUGGCCCCGGACAAGCUCACUCCGCUUCAGGACACGCUGGUGCGACGGCUGGGGGCGGGCGCCGUGCCCUUCUGCUUCUCGCUGAGCACUCACGCGCCGCCCUCCGUCACGCUGCUGCCCGCACGCAACUACAACGGCGCGCCCAUCGGCACCACUUAUGACCUCAGGAUAUUUGUGGGUGAGAGCGUGGAGCAGCGGCCGCACAAGCGGUCGUCGGUGCGGAUGGGUAUGAAGCUGUACCAGGUGAGCGGGCCGGUGUCAGGACCGCUGCCCAGCGCGACGUCCAGCAAGCAGUUCCUGCUGACAGAGGGCCAUGUCUCCGUAGAGGCGUCCCUGGACAAGCAGGUCUACGAGAGGGACGAAGAAAUCCUCGUCAAUAUCAGCGUCACCAACAACUCCUCCAAAACUGUCAAGAAAAUCAAGGUUUUCAUCGUCCAGUUCGUAGAUGUAGCCAUGUUCAGCAACGGGAAGUUCAAGAACAUGGUGGCCAGCUUACACUCGACAGACGGCUGCCCUAUCUCACCUGGUGGCUCGCUCUCCAGGACCUAUUCUCUGUGUCCGCAGAAAGGAACCGUCAAGAACUGGAUAGCCCUCGAAGAGUUCUACGAACAGGAGAGUUUUCUCGCCUCCACUGUUCAGAAGUUGGACAAUGGAGAGAGAAAUGUCUUUGCUAUUUACGUCAGCUAUUACGUUAAGGUAAAGGUUUUAACGAACUCCUUAAGUGCGCUGGGGGGCGAGGUGACCGUAAAGGUUCCUUUUAAACUCAUGAGACGCACGGCGCCUCUUGACGACCUCUGCCUCAACAACCCUCCUGCCUCGGGAGGCGGUGAGACUGCGCGAGCACUCCAGGCCAUCGGGCCAGCCAUCAAUGGACAUUCAUCGAUGCCUCACUCCAAGUCACUGGGUGACCUGACGACCUCUUCCUUACCUCUUGAUUCCCAAAAACAUUCCCUUGCUGGUCCUAGUGCAACCUUGUCCCUCGGUAAAGACCAAAUGACAUCUCCCAGUGCCGCAACUUCAUCAAGCAACACCAAUGGUAGCAACACAGUAACCGCAAUUGUUCAGUGUCAUGUCCCCGCUGGUAGUCGACAUCAAGGAUCUUCCCAAGCCAGAGCCACCAGCGUAGACCUGCCUUACCACUGCUCCUCUUCCGACAUGGGCCGCUUCAAAACAGGACUUAAGAUAUUUGCCGGCGGUAUGUGUCGAGGCUUCUCUAAUUCUUCCAAAUCGGCACGCAACGACCACAAAAAUGAGCACGGAGGCUCGAGCACAUCGAGCUCUGACGACAUACGACCUGCUGAUGACAACGACAAGGAAGACAAAGCGCAGAAAGAACCUGCAAUAAUACGCAAAGACAGUGCCAACGAGUUCUUCUUGUCAACUACGCAACACGAUUCAGAUGACAAACGAGGUUUUAAAAGCUGCCAUCGAACUUCGCAAUGUUCCACAACUUCUCAGUGUUCUCAUAACACUUCUCAAAGUACGAUGGCAACCUCUCCUGCUGAGGAAUUUUCUGACUGUCCAAAAGAAGCCGAAGAUAGAAGCACCAAAGCUAAAUCUCAUAAGCCAACUAGUGUUCCAUCUACUCCGAUGCUGCGACCAGCGUCUGGAACUUAUCAAUCAGCAGCCAAACAUUCUGCUUUAAAAGGACGAAGAAAUAGCAAUCCGGCAGCUGGAUCUACUAAAGACAGCUGAAUAGAAGAGCGACGAAUAGAGGUCUCGCCAAAAACUAUUUCGAAGUUACCUAAUGAUUUAAAUUAACUUCGUACUCGUGUAUUUCUUACGUUUAACUCCAUUACAGUUUAUUAUUUUAUCAAUAUUUAGUGCUCCGCUGAUGCUCAGUAAUUCAUGUUUGUUAUUCAAAAAAAUUCCAAAUUCAAGUUUGUUAUUAUUCAAGUAUUCAAAAUUCAGUUAGUUAUUCAUGUAACUUCAGUAAUAUACGUCAAAAAGAUGCCUGGAGCUCUCAGACCCACGCAAACAAAUAUUGUGUUUGAUUUUCUUUCGUCCAAAUUAGCGCAGUAAUGAAGUUUGCCGGUAUUCAAAUUUGCAUGGGAUUCUAUUUAUAGUCGAUAUGGAUUCUUUCAUCGUCAGUCCCGCAUGCGUUAUUACUAUUGAUAUUUUUCGAGUCACUGCUUGAUUUUACUUCCAGCGAACUGUUCUAUAUACCAGUAUUCUAAAUGCAGUGCAAAUUGAACGUCUGUCAUUACUUCGAUUUCCCCUGAGUAAUUUAUCCAUUAAAAACAAUUGUCUUCAAUUGCCUGAAGAAACUCCUUGAUCUCAAUUACUGGCUUACAAAAAUUUAGAAAUGAAUUAUUACGGGCUGUUUAGUGUUUACGUUGCUUCUCAACUUCAAAUGGCAAGCAAAUUGUUAUUAUUAAAUGCUUAAAUAAAUGUUAUUAUUAAAUGCUACACUGUAGAAUUAAAUGCUUUGUGUCUACAGUGUAGUUCCCGUUAAGAACCCUCUCAAUUGUCGAAGGUGUUGAUGUGAUAGAAGAUAUUUCAGUUGAAUGUGUAGGAUCUAAAUUAUUAAUGUUCAUGGUUAGGGUUCGAAGCUUUAGGAUAUUAAAAGCAACAUAUCAAAUGUUGAAUGUUCGUGCUGCAAGAUUCUUGGUUUUUUAACUAUGAUCCGUGAUAGUUUACAACCGCAAUUCAAUAAUGAUAAUCUUAAUCUCGGAAUAAAAAUUUCAUGUCCUUAUGUAAUCGGGUGAAAAAAAUUCCGAGUUGUAGAUUUAUUCUGAAUGAGAGCAAUAAUCUUAGGUCAUUGUGCUCGUGAGAUUGGCACUUAUUCGAGUAUUAAUUCUUCUUAAACCGCCAACUACAAAUCAAGAAAAAUUUGCGAAGAAAAAUAAAAACUUAGGGUUGAUUUAGGCUACGCCUCACAUUAUGCUGUAGCGUGCUACAACCAGUAAUCGGCUGCAAAAAUUAAGGGUUAAAGUGAUAACAUAAAGGAUGCUGAGAUACUGCGUUCCGGAACUCGAAAAUUAAAAAAAAAUGUCAAUCUUACUUUCAUCUCUUUGAUUUGAGAUUAAGUUCUCAAUAACAAUUAAUCAGCAUUGAAUUAAUUUUGAUGUUUAUUCCAUCACAACACAGGCUAUCUUCGAAAAUUAUUUGAAUAAAAUACAAUUAUUACUUAAGUUUCAUACACUAUUCAAUAUCAUCAUAGUAGCUUAUUUUGUUAACAUUUUAUAAUCUCUCAACUUUCAUUUUUUUUAAGUUUU
Messenger RNA from Hyalella azteca, 3600 nucleotides. Its product is annotated as arrestin homolog. The record is from RefSeq and is a predicted model, not a curated record. NCBI's taxonomy places the organism in Eukaryota, Metazoa, Arthropoda, Malacostraca, Amphipoda, Hyalellidae. Bases 107 to 2077 code for a protein of 656 amino acids. Gene Ontology annotation, cellular component: cytoplasm. The transcript has 8 exons. Gene Ontology annotation, molecular function: G protein-coupled receptor binding. Gene Ontology annotation, biological process: G protein-coupled receptor internalization; signal transduction.